Molecule: messenger RNA, 3625 nt
Organism: Neoarius graeffei (lesser salmon catfish)
Lineage: Eukaryota; Metazoa; Chordata; Actinopteri; Siluriformes; Ariidae
Gene: pygmb
Product: phosphorylase, glycogen, muscle b
Exons: 20
Coding region: 111-2639 (842 amino acids)
Biological process (GO): glycogen catabolic process
Cellular component (GO): cytoplasm
Molecular function (GO): glycogen phosphorylase activity; pyridoxal phosphate binding
Source: RefSeq, a predicted model, not a curated record
GACUCGUUGGUGAAUGAUUCAUAUCUUGUGCAGCAGCUGAGAGAGAGAGAGAUUAAUUAAAGCUUGGUGUCUUUGCAGCUCACGAUCUUGUGAGCUCUCAUCCUGCCACCAUGCCCAAACCUCUGACCGACCAGGACAGGAGGAAACAGAUCUCGGUCCGAGGCCUCGCCGGGGUGGAAAAUGUCUCCGACCUGAAAACCAACUUCAACCGGCACCUGCAUUUCACCCUCGUCAAGGACCGCAAUGUGGCUACGAAGCGGGAUUACUACCUCGCGCUGGCCAACACCGUGAGGGAUCACCUAGUGGGCAGAUGGAUCAGAACACAGCAGCACUACUACGAAACCGACCCGAAACGUGUGUACUACCUCUCUCUGGAGUUCUACAUGGGUCGCACCCUGCAGAACACCAUGGUCAAUCUGGCCCUGGAGAGUGCCUGCGAUGAAGCCACCUACCAGUUGGGUCUGGAUAUGGAGGAGCUGCAAGACAUUGAGGAGGACGCAGGCCUGGGCAACGGGGGCUUGGGCCGUCUGGCAGCUUGCUUCCUCGACUCGAUGGCGUCUCUGGGUUUGGCAGCUUAUGGUUAUGGAAUCCGUUACGAGUUUGGCAUUUUCAACCAGAAAAUCACCAGUGGUUGGCAGGUUGAGGAGGCAGAUGAUUGGCUGCGCUAUGGUAACCCGUGGGAAAAGGCCCGCCCCGAGUACAUGCGCCCUGUGCACUUUUACGGCCGCGUGGAGCACCAGCCCGACGGAGUCAAAUGGGUAGAUACACAGGUGGUUCUGGCCCUGCCGUAUGACACUCCGGUUCCUGGAUACAGAAACAAUGUUGUUAACACCAUGAGACUGUGGUCAGCCAAAGCUCCCUGUGAAUUUAACCUCAAGGACUUUAAUGUCGGUGGCUAUAUCCAGGCUGUUCUGGAUAGGAAUCUGGCCGAGAAUAUUUCCCGCGUGCUCUACCCCAAUGACAACUUCUUUGAGGGGAAGGAGCUCCGUCUCAAACAGGAGUACUUUGUGGUCGCUGCGACUCUUCAGGACAUCAUCCGCCGUUUCAAGGCCUCGAAGUUCGGCUCAACAGAGGUGGUGCGCACAGACCUGACCAAGUUACCUGACAAGGUGGCCAUCCAGCUGAAUGACACGCAUCCGGCCCUCGCCAUCCCGGAGCUGAUGAGGAUCCUGAUGGAUGAGGAGAAAGUGUCCUGGGAUACAGCAUGGGACAUCACCGUGCGUACCUGUGCCUACACUAACCACACCGUCCUUCCAGAGGCUCUGGAGCGUUGGCCUGUCGACCUGUUCCAGAACCUCCUGCCUCGCCACCAGGAUAUCAUCUACGAGAUCAACCAGCGCCACCUGGAGCGAGUCUCCUCUCUGUACCCCGGCGAUAACGACCGUUUGAGGCGCAUGUCUCUGAUUGAAGAAGGCGGAAUGAAGAAGAUCAACAUGGCUCAUCUGUGCAUCGUUGGCUCUCAUGCUGUAAACGGCGUGGCUCGAAUCCACUCAGAAAUCAUCAAGAACACGGUGUUUAAGGACUUUUAUGAUCUGGACCCUCAGAAGUUCCAAAACAAGACCAACGGCAUCACCCCUCGUCGUUGGCUGGUCAUGUGCAACCCUGGCCUGGCGGAAGUCAUUGCUGAGCGGAUUGGUGAGGAUUACAUUCGUGACCUGGAUCAGCUGAAGAAACUCUUGGAGUUUGUGGAUGAUGAGGCCUUCAUCCGAGACGUUGCCAAGAUCAAACAGGAGAAUAAGAUGAAAUUUGCUGUGCACCUUGAAGAGCAUUAUAAGGUGAAAAUCAACCCGAACUCCAUGUUUGACGUUCAAGUGAAGAGGAUCCAUGAGUACAAAAGGCAGCUGCUGAACUGCCUGCACAUCAUCACACUCUACAACCACAUCAGGAAGGAACCCAACAAGGCCUGGACACCCAGGACGAUUAUGAUUGGAGGAAAGGCUGCUCCAGGCUACCACAUGGCUAAGAUGAUCAUUAAGCUCAUCACAUCGAUUGGAGAGGUGGUGAAUAAUGACCCGGUGGUGGGAGACCGUCUGAAAGUCAUCUUCCUGGAGAACUACAGGGUUACACUGGCUGAGAAAGUAAUCCCAGCAGCUGACCUGUCUGAGCAGAUCUCCACUGCGGGGACAGAAGCUUCUGGAACAGGAAAUAUGAAGUUCAUGUUGAACGGUGCUCUGACCAUCGGCACUAUGGAUGGAGCCAAUGUGGAGAUGGCGGAGGAAGCCGGAGAGGAAAACCUCUUCAUCUUUGGCAUGAGAGUGGAGGAUGUCGAGGCCUUGGAUAAGAGAGGGUACAAUGCUACUGAGUAUUAUCACCGUAUCCCAGAGCUCAAGCAAGCCAUUGAUCAAAUUUCUGGAGGGUUCUUCAGUCCCAGUCAGCCAGACCUCUUCAAGGACGUCGUCAACAUGUUAAUGAAUCAUGACAGGUUCAAAGUAUUUGCUGACUAUGAGGAAUAUAUUAAAUGCCAGGAGAGAGUUAGCGCUCUGUACAAGAAUACGAAGGAAUGGACCAAGUUGGUGAUCUACAACAUUGCCAGUUGUGGCAAGUUCUCCAGUGACAGGACCAUCUCUCAGUACGCCCGUGAGAUUUGGGGUGUUGAGCCAAGUUUGGAGAAGAUCGCCGCUCCGGAUGACCCUCGCUAGGCAGCUACUCAGCAAUCAGGAGCUCUUUUCGCUGGAGUUGUUCUCACCUUUCGUUCAUUUCUGCUUUGUGAUUGUGUAGAUGUUUCUAUGCGAUUGUUUGUUUUAUUGUGUAACAAAUGUCUUCCUGUCCUGUGAGAUCUGGUUCCCUGGCCUGCUUUCUGUGCGGUGAGAACGGAACGUUUUAUUCAUGUUAACUGGUACCACCUUUCAGAUGAACUAAACUGUGUAGCACAUCAGUCUGGGAUCAGAAACGAAGCAUUUAAUAGUUUUAAUAUAUGCUUGAAUGUGUCAUUGUGGUCUGUCUAGUUUGUCGUCUUCUCAUUAACCAAAGAAUAGCCCGGUUAUGGGGAAUACACGUGGACCCACUGUGAUGUAUAGAGCAGCCACUGAAGGAUUAAUUGAAGGUCUGUCCGUCUGCGUCUCGUAUUCAGCCACAUUGGUGUCUGCUACUUGCUUGGACUCAUUGAGAUAUUCCUGCAUGAUUUGGUGUGUAGUGUUUUAAUGUUUUUAAUAUUUCUAGAGCUUCAUUAAUCACAUCACAUCAUAUGACAUUCACUCAUUUAAGCUCAGUUGCUGUUCAUAAUAUUCAUGUAAAUCUCACACAAAGUGUAGCGAUGUAGUGUGGCACCUCUGUAUACGUGUUAUGAUACUGUCUUUCCUCUUGCACUUUCUCAGUUUAACAGCACGCUAAGAAAAGCUGCCUUAGUUUGCGUGUCUGAGUGCGUGAACACGUGUGCUAGUGUGUACGAGAGCCUAGAGAUGAUGCAACUUCCUCCUAUCUGUACUAGUCCUCAGCCUAGAGACUGGUGAGCAAGCCACUUUAAUUAAAAGAUAUUUUUAAUAUAUGCUUAAUAAAUAUAGAAGACUUAAGAAUGUCUGUUUUAAACAAAGUGUUCUCACUGGAGUGUGGAAAAAAACUCAACUGUGUCAUGUUUGACUGUUAGUAAUAAGUCAAUAAAGAGCUAGAUAUAUGUACAUGACGAUAA